AUGGAGUGCGCCCUCCUGCUCGCGUGCGCCGUCCGGGCCUCGGGCUCCGGCCCUCCAUGGGGCCCCGCGGGACCGCUGCGCUGGGCCAAGGCGCUCCAGCUGUGCUGCCUCUGUGGCGCCUGGGUCACCGCGGCCUUAGCCAGCGAAGGCAGUAGCGGCAGCAGCGGAUUAAAUGAUGAUUACGUCUUUGUCACGCCAGUAGAAGUGGACUCGGGCGGGUCAUAUAUCUCACACGACAUUUUGCACAACGGCAGGAAAAAGCGCUCUGCGCAGAGUGCCGGGAGCUCCCUGCACUACCGAUUUUCAGCAUUUGGACAGGAACUACACUUAGAACUUAAGCCCUCGGCGAUUUUGAGCAGUCACUUUAUUGUCCAGGUACUUGGAAAAAAUGGUGCUUCAGAGACUCGGGAACCUUCUGUGCGACGAUGUUUCUAUCAGGGAUUUAUCAGAAAUGACAGCUCCUCUUCUGUGGCUGUGUCUACGUGUUCCGGCUUGUCAGGUCUCAUAAGGACACACAAAAAUGAAUUCCUCAUCUCACCGUUACCUCCGCUGUUGGCUCAGGAACACAACUACAGCACCCCUGCGGGCCACCAUCCCCAUAUACUGUACAAGAGGACAGCAGAGGAGAAGGUCCAGCGGUACGGUGGCUACCCUGGCCCCAGCCGGACUUACCCCGGUCACUCCCCAAGUCACACUCCCCCUGCAUCCCAGAGUGCAGAGACAGAAUUCCACCAUCGAAGGUGGCAAAAGCAGCAUUUUUGUGGACAACGCAAGAAAUAUGCCCCCCAGCCUCCCACGGAGGACACCUACCUACGAUUCGAUGAGUACGGGAGCUCAGGACGGCCCAGAAGAUCAGCCGGAAAGUCACAAAAGGGCCUCAAUGUAGAGACCCUCGUGGUGGCAGACAGGAAGAUGGUGGAGAAGCAUGGCAAGGGAAACGUCACCACCUAUGUCCUCACAGUCAUGAACAUGGUUUCCAGCCUAUUUAAAGAUGGGACUAUUGGAAGUGACAUAAACAUUGUAGUGGUGAGCCUCAUUCUUCUGGAACAAGAACCUGGAGGACUAUUGAUCAACCACCAUGCAGAUCAGUCUCUAAAUAGUUUCUGUCAGUGGCAGUCUGCCCUCAUUGGAAAGAACGGCAAGAGGCAUGACCACGCCAUCUUACUCACGGGAUUUGACAUUUGUUCCUGGAAGAAUGAGCCCUGUGACACUCUAGGGUUUGCGCCUAUCAGCGGAAUGUGCAGCAAGUACCGAAGCUGCACCAUCAACGAGGACACGGGGCUGGGCCUCGCGUUCACCAUUGCCCACGAGUCAGGGCACAACUUUGGCAUGAUUCAUGAUGGUGAAGGCAAUCCAUGCAGGAAAGCCGAGGGCAACAUCAUGUCUCCCACGCUGACCGGAAACAAUGGGGUGUUCUCCUGGUCUUCCUGCAGCCGACAGUAUCUCAAGAAAUUCCUUAGCACACCUCAGGCCGGGUGUCUAGUGGACGAGCCCAAGCAAACAGGACAGUAUAAAUAUCCCAACAAACUGCCAGGGCAGAUUUACGAUGCAGACACACAGUGCAAGUGGCAAUUUGGAGCAAAAGCCAAGCUGUGCAGCCUUGGUUUUGUGAAGGACAUUUGCAAGUCCCUUUGGUGCCACCGAGUGGGCCACAGGUGCGAGACCAAGUUUAUGCCGGCAGCCGAAGGAACCAUUUGUGGCUUCAGUAUGUGGUGUCGCCAAGGCCAGUGUGUAAAGCUGGGGGAGCUCGGACCACGGCCCGUCCAUGGUCAGUGGUCCACCUGGUCCAAGUGGUCAGAAUGUUCCCGAACUUGUGGUGGAGGAGUCAAGUUUCAAGAGCGACACUGCAACAACCCCAAGCCUCAGUAUGGUGGCAAGUUCUGUCCAGGAUCUAGCCGUAUCUAUAAGCUGUGCAACACUGAACCUUGUAGUGCAAAUAGCUUGGAUUUUCGAGCCCAGCAGUGUGCAGAAUAUAACAGCAAACCUUUCCGGGGAUGGUUCUACCAGUGGAAACCCUAUACGAAAGUGGAAGAGGAAGAUCGAUGUAAACUAUACUGUAAGGCUGAGAAUUUUGAAUUUUUUUUUGCAAUGUCCGGCAAGGUGAAAGAUGGAACUCCUUGUUCCCCGCACAAAAAUGACAUCUGUAUUGAUGGGAUCUGCGAACCGGUGGGAUGUGAUCAUGAACUUGGGUCCAAAGCAGUUUUGGAUGCCUGCGGUGUCUGCAAAGGUGAUAAUUCAACUUGCAAGUUUUAUAAAGGGCUGUACCUCAACCAGCACAAAGCAAAUGAGUAUUAUCCGGUGGUCAUCGUCCCAGCGGGUGCCCGAAGCAUUGAGGUCCAGGAGCUGCAGAUAUCCUCCAGUUAUCUUGCUGUUCGAAGCCUCAGCCAGAAGUAUUACCUCACGGGCAGCUGGAGUAUCGACUGGCCAGGCGAGUUCCUCUUCGCUGGGACCAUGUUUGAAUACCAGCGCUCCUUCAACCACCCAGAACGUCUGUAUGCAGCAGGACCCACAAACGAGACGCUGGUCUUCGAAAUUCUGAUGCAAGGCAAAAAUCCAGGAAUAGCUUGGAAGUACGCACUUCCCAAGGCCACCAAUGGAACUCAGCCAGCCAUGAAAAGACCGCAGCACACCUGGAGAACCACGCAGUCCGCCUGCUCCGUCUCCUGUGGAGGAGGUUACAUAAGCAUAAAAGCCUUUUGCUUACGAGAUCAAAAUACUCAAGUAAAUUCUUCAUUCUGCAAUAUAAGGACCAAGCCAGCAACUGAACCCAAAAUAUGCAAUGCUUUCUCCUGCCCAGCCUAUUGGAUGCCUGGUGAAUGGAGCGCGUGCAGCAAGUCCUGCGCGGGAGGCGAGCAGAGCCGGAAGAUCCAGUGUGUUCAGAAGAAGCCCUUCCAGGAGGUGGAAGCCGUGCUGCAUUCUCUCUGUCCUGUGAGCACACCCACCCAGGUUCAGAUCUGCAACAGCCACGCCUGCCCCCCAGCAUGGAGCCCUGGGCCCUGGUCUCAAUGCUCCAAGACCUGUGGACGGGGAGUGAGGCGGCGUGAGGUCCUGUGCAAGAGUUCUGCCACAGAGACCCUCCCUGAGAGCCGCUGCAGCAGCAGCCCCAGACCUGAGGCGCAGGAGGGCUGUGUGCUCGGACGGUGCCCCAAGAACAAUCGGCUACAGUGGGUCCCUUCUUCGUGGAGUGAGUGCUCCGCCACCUGUGGCUUGGGGGUGAGGAGGAGGGAGAUGAAGUGCAGUGAGAAGACCUUCGAGGGAAAGCUGAUCACUUUCCCAGAGCGAAGAUGCCGCAACAUCAAGAAACCAAACCUGGAUUUGGAAGAAACAUGCAACCACAGGGCUUGUCCAUCGUACACCUUGGCGGCGGGCUGGUAUUCGUCACCAUGGCAACAGUGCACGGUCACCUGCGGCGGAGGCAUCCAGACGCGCUCGGUCCACUGUGUGCAGCACGGCCGCCCCUCUUCCAGCUGCCUGCUUCGCCAGAAGCCUCCAGUGCUCCAAGCCUGCAAUACCAACUUUUGUCCGGCUCCUGGAAAGAGAGAGGAUCCAGCGUGUAUAGACGUCUUCAGCUGGUGCCACCUGGUUCCUCAGCAUGGGGCCUGCAAUCACAAGUUCUACGGGAAACAGUGCUGCAAGUCCUGCACAAGGAAGAGCUGA
This is a messenger RNA of Octodon degus (degu), 3657 nucleotides long. RefSeq names its product ADAM metallopeptidase with thrombospondin type 1 motif 18 (gene Adamts18). Gene Ontology annotation, biological process: extracellular matrix organization; proteolysis. The record is from RefSeq and is a predicted model, not a curated record. Bases 1 to 3657 code for a protein of 1218 amino acids. The transcript is spliced from 23 exons. NCBI's taxonomy places the organism in Eukaryota, Metazoa, Chordata, Mammalia, Rodentia, Octodontidae. Gene Ontology annotation, molecular function: metalloendopeptidase activity. Gene Ontology annotation, cellular component: extracellular matrix.